Penicilliopsis zonata CBS 506.65 is the source of this 2935-nucleotide messenger RNA. RefSeq lists its product as hypothetical. The transcript is spliced from 9 exons. Bases 236 to 2935 code for a protein of 899 amino acids. The record is from RefSeq and is a predicted model, not a curated record. Gene Ontology annotation, biological process: protein N-linked glycosylation; fructose 6-phosphate metabolic process; riboflavin biosynthetic process. Gene Ontology annotation, molecular function: 6,7-dimethyl-8-ribityllumazine synthase activity; L-glutamine:D-fructose-6-phosphate transaminase (isomerizing) activity; carbohydrate derivative binding. Lineage: Eukaryota; Fungi; Ascomycota; Eurotiomycetes; Eurotiales; Aspergillaceae. Gene Ontology annotation, cellular component: riboflavin synthase complex.
CUGUCUGUCAUCCACUCCAUAUCAUCCUUUACGUCUUCUCUUCUAUCGCUUCUGUCGCUUCUACCCUCGAGCCUAUUGAUUACUCUAAACAAUUACUUGAUAUCCUAGUCGCUCUACAAUCUUCCUUCUUCCUCUCCCGCUUGAAUAUCAUCCUUGUUUCUAAUUCCACCCACCCCUCGCUCUAUCAUUCUUGAGAAACUUUCUCCUGUCGUUUAUUUUUUUUUCCUAUUCAAAUAUGUGUGGCAUCUUUGGUUACAUCAAUUACUUGAUCGAGAGGGAUCGUAAAUACGUCCUCGACACUUUGCUUAAUGGACUUUCACGACUUGAGUACCGCGGUUAUGAUUCCGCCGGUCUCGCAGUUGAUGGUGACAAGAAGAACGAGGUCUGCGCCUUCAAGGAGGUUGGAAAGGUUGCGAAGUUGAAGGAACUUAUUGAGGAAUCAAAACCCGAUCUCACCAAAACAUUCGAGUCGCACGCGGGUAUCGCUCACACCCGCUGGGCUACUCAUGGCAUGCCCUCGCGCCAGAACUGCCACCCUCACAGAUCCGACCCCAACUGGGAAUUCUCUGUCGUCCACAACGGUAUCAUCACAAACUACAAGGAACUGAAGGCCCUACUUGAAACUAAGGGAUUCCGCUUUGAAACCGAGACUGACACAGAAUGUAUUGCCAAAUUGGCCAAAUAUCUUUACGAUGAACAUCCCGACAUUGAGUUUACCGUCCUGGCAAAGGCCGUGAUCAAGGAGCUUCAGGGUGCUUUCGGUCUCCUCAUCAAGUCUGUGCACUAUCCUCAUGAGGUAAUUGCUGCCCGCAAGGGAUCGCCUCUGGUUAUUGGCGUCAGGACUUCCAAGAAGAUGAAGGUUGAUUUCGUGGACGUUGAGUAUUCGGAAGAUGGAGCGCUCCCUGCCGAACAAGCUUCUCAGAAUGUUGCAAUCAAGAAGACCGCCGCCACUCUUCUUGCGCCCCCGGACAAGUCCUUGCUGCAUCGUUCUCAAUCGCGUGCUUUCCUUUCCGACGAUGGCAUUCCGCAACCCGUGGAGUUUUUCUUGUCUUCUGACCCUUCUGCUAUUGUGGAACACACAAAGAAGGUCCUUUACCUGGAGGAUGAUGAUAUUGCCCACAUCCACGAGGGACAGCUGAACAUCCACCGCUUGACUAAGGAUGAUGGUACCUCCAACGUCCGUGCCAUUCAAACAAUUGAGCUCGAGCUUCAGGAGAUCAUGAAGGGUAAAUUCGACCACUUCAUGCAGAAGGAGAUCUUCGAGCAGCCCGAAUCCGUUGUGAAUACCAUGAGAGGUCGUUUGGACGUUGCCAACAAACAGGUCACUCUCGGUGGUCUCAGACAGUAUAUUUCUACUAUCCGCCGCUGCAGACGCAUUAUUUUUAUCGCCUGCGGUACCAGCUAUCACUCGUGCAUGGCUGUCCGUGGAGUCUUUGAAGAACUUACAGAGAUCCCCAUUGCCGUUGAGCUGGCGUCUGACUUCUUGGACAGAGAGGCCCCUGUCUUCCGUGACGACACUUGCGUGUUUGUCUCUCAGUCUGGAGAAACGGCCGAUUCGCUUAUGGCUCUCCGCUACUGCCUUGAGCGAGGUGCACUCACAGUUGGAAUCGUCAACGUUGUUGGGUCCUCAAUCUCCAUGCUCACCCACUGCGGUGUUCACAUCAACGCCGGUCCUGAGAUUGGUGUCGCAUCCACCAAGGCUUACACGUCUCAAUUUGUUGCGAUGGUCAUGUUUGCUCUGUCCCUGAGCGAAGACCGCGCAUCUAAGCAGAAGAGGAGAGAGGAAAUCAUGGAUGGGCUGGCUCAAGUUUCUGGCCAGUUCAAGGAGAUCCUGAAGCUGAAUGAGCCCAUCAAAGAGAUGUGCGCCAAGUUUUUCAAGAACCAAAAGAGCUUGCUUCUACUGGGUCGUGGCAGUCAAUUCCCCACAGCUCUCGAAGGCGCACUGAAAAUCAAGGAGAUCUCUUACCUUCAUUGCGAGGCUGUUAUGUCCGGAGAACUGAAACACGGUGUUCUGGCCCUUGUUGAUGAGAACCUCCCCAUCAUCAUGAUCCUCACCCGGGAUAAGAUUUUCACGAAAUCGUUGAACGCGUACCAGCAAGUUAUUGCUCGCGGGGGUCGUCCCAUUGUCAUCUGUAACCAUGAUGACCCGGAGUUCUCGACUGCACAGACCGAGAAGAUUGAAGUGCCCAAGACCGUGGACUGCCUUCAAGGUCUUCUAAAUGUCAUUCCUCUGCAGCUGAUUUCCUAUUGGCUUGCGGUGGGCGAGGGUCUUAAUGUUGACUUCCCUCGCAACCUUGCCAAGUCGGUGACUUUACAUAUCCAUAGAAAGGGUUUUUACUGUCACUAUAUUAUUGGUUCUGGACUCCGCAUCGCAAUCGUACAUGCAAGGUGGAACAUGCCUAUUAUUGAGCCAUUGAUCACCGGCGCAAAGAAGAAGCUUCUGGCGGCUGGAGUGGCGGACGAAGACAUCACUAUUGAAAGCGUCCCAGGGAGCUACGAGUUGCCAUUUGCAGUGCAGCGAAUCUACAGUGCUUCUCAGAUCCAAGCCGCUCAAAGUUCUAAUUCCGCCGAGGGAAUUAGUGCAACUGAUCUGUUAUCAUCCUCAACCACGGAUCUGAGCAAGUCGGGGACGCAGGGAUCGGCCGCUAGUCACCGGCCGUUUGAUGCAGUCAUUGCAGUUGGUGUUCUGAUUAAGGGAGAAACUAUGCACUUUGAGUAUAUCGCAGACGCCGUCACACAUGGACUUAUGCGCGUCCAGCUCGAUUCGGGUGUACCGGUUAUUUUUGGGCUGUUGACAGUUCUGAACGAGCAACAGGGCCUGGAACGCGCUGGGUUGGGCAGCAAGGGCAUGCAUAAUCAUGGCGAAGACUGGGGCAAUGCUGCUGUGGAACUGGGUCUGAAACGGAGAGGCUGGGCGGAUGGCAAGUUUUUGUAG